Lytechinus pictus (painted urchin) is the source of this 3113-nucleotide messenger RNA. RefSeq lists its product as uncharacterized. Gene Ontology annotation, cellular component: peroxisome. NCBI's taxonomy places the organism in Eukaryota, Metazoa, Echinodermata, Echinoidea, Temnopleuroida, Toxopneustidae. Gene Ontology annotation, biological process: fatty acid beta-oxidation. Gene Ontology annotation, molecular function: delta(3)-delta(2)-enoyl-CoA isomerase activity. The coding region runs from base 195 to 1040 and encodes 281 amino acids. The transcript is spliced from 5 exons. The record is from RefSeq and is a predicted model, not a curated record.
GCAUUUAUUCCUCCCAUGAUUAAGGCACGGUAGAUUUCAUAAAUGGAUCUAAUCCGUCUGUUUGGAGGAGUUUGUAAUCAUUAUUCUUUAAUACUUUUAACUUUCUCCUACACAUGGAGGAGAUAUAGUGAAGUAAAAUGUAGUAGGCCGACGUCCAGCGGAACAACCGACGAAAUAGAGACUUUCGGUCUGAAAUGGACCAAAAGAUUGCGCAAUCUUUGUUUACAUCUAAUCUUGUCACAUGUGGGCGUGAUGCGAUCAUGGCUGCUUCCACGACUCUUCGAUCCGUGAAAUUGGAUAUCGCUAAAGAUGGCAUAGCAGUCGUCAGAAUGAUCAGAGGAGAUAAUAAAUGGAAUCAACCAUUUUUAAAUGAUAUGCGGGAAGCACUUGAUAAGGUAGAAAGAAAUAAAGACGUAAGAUGUUUGAUCUUCACUGGCCAAGGAAAGUUCUUCAGCUAUGGACUGGAUCUACAUUGGAUUGCCCAACAAACAAAAGAUGUCACUAAAAAGUUUUUGACUGAAAAUGAUGCCCUCGUCCAAAGAGUUACAUUAUUCCCGAUGCCAACCAUUGCAGCUAUGAAUGGUCAUGCUUUUGGAAUGGGUGCCAUCUUUGCCCUGGCUUGUGAUUAUAGGGUGAUGAAAAAAGGGCAUGGCUGGUUCUGCCUUCCAGAAACCAAACUCAAGAUCAAAUUUUCUCCCAUUACCCUUGAGUCUAUCAGACUAAAGUUACACAGAUCCCAAACUUUGCGAGAUGCAGCUAUAUUUGCCAAACGCUACACUGCAGAAGAAGCACUGAGGGCAGAUAUAAUUGAUGAAGCAGUAGAUGAAAGUCAACUCAUGGCGGCUGCUGUCCGCUAUGGUAAUGAGAUUGCGGGUGACGUACUGGACAGAGGUUGUGUAUCGGCUACGAAAGACAAGCUGUAUGGUGCCUCCAUCAGGGCUAAAAGAGAUGAAAUGCUUCGGGGAAUGACAGAGAAAGGCCAGGAUGACCGGAUCGAUGCAUUUAUUCGGGGGGCCCAAAUGAUUACAUCAAAGAUGUAAAAUCCAAUCAAAGCAGCUGCCUAAUUAUUUAAAGUAUUUAACCACUAUUUAGAUCUGUAUUUCUUUAUCUAAAACUUCACAUAUUAAAUUUCAAAUAAUUAUUUAAGGUCAAGUGCACCCCAGAAAAAAACCAAACAAGCUGAAAAUUUCAUCAAAUCGGAUGUACAAUAAGAAAGUUACCACAAUUUAAAGUUUUGCUUAUUUUGCACAAAACAGUUAUAUGCACAACUCAGUGACAUGCAAAUGAGAGAGUCGAUGAUGUCCCUCACUCACUAUUUCUUUUGUUUUUUUAUUGUUUGAAUUUCAUUAUACAGAUUUGACAAUCGGGACCAACUUGACUGACCCAUGAAAUGUUAAAACAUUGGUAAUACCACAUGUUCAGGGAGAAUAAAACUUUUUUUCACUGAACAACGGAGAGAAAUUUGAAUAUUUCAUAUAAUAAAAUACAAAAGAAGUAGUGAGUGAUGUCAUCAGUCCCCUCAUUUGCAUAUAGUAUAGUGUAGUAUAUUAAAUGUCUAAGAAUAUUUUUUUUUCAAUCUUGCCUGAAUUGCACUGAUGUACAGAUGGGGGGGGGGGGGGGGUGGCAUGCCACCCUUGAAGUUUCGCAACCAAGAAAAAGAAAGAGAGAAAAAGAACAAAAAGGAAAAGGAACGAGUGAAAUGUUAUAUUAUUUGGAUAUUAUGUCAAAAUCUAUUUUAAAAAUUGAUUUUAAAAAGGUCAACAUUUUUGGAUGCUUGCUUCGCUUGCAUCUUUUUAAAAACUUUUGCUCCAUCCGCCUUAUCCGAUUCCCUCAAGGUGUUUGGCUCAUUAUGCUGAAUUGAAUCUACUACAGGGUUCCCAGCUGCUCAUUAGGAAAAUCCGGGGAUAAUUAUUUCACUUUUUCCAGUCUGGGAAUAUGACAAAAUUACCCAAAUCAGGAAAAAGUUCGGAAUUUUUAUUGGCCCAACAAUCGAAAGAAGUCAGUCAGACUGUAUUGUAUUGUAUUUUGUUUCAUAAGAUAUCAAAACAACAUCUAUUUGAUGACUGGCUAUGGGGGAGGGGGGGGGGGCUGUGUACUAGUUUUAAUAAGAUUCACGUAACAAAAGUUUUAUAUGGCAAAUAGUUCACUGCAACAACAUAGAAAACAUGUGAAAUUGGAAGUGAGAUGAAAUAAUUAUGGAACUUUGAGACGCGAUGAUGAUGAUGCACAGCAUUUGUAUAGUGCCAUAUAUCUGUCAAAGACAUUCAGAGGCACAUUAGGGGAAAAUCAGGGAAUUUGUUUUCUUGAGAAGCUGGGAAUCGUGUACUUGGACUUGGAUGAGAUAAAAUUGAAUUUCAACCAUAUUUGAUUUAUUAAAAGAAAUAAAUUCAGUUACUCUCAAUGAAUAACUGACCUGUCUUUGAUACAUAAUGGACUGUAAUUAUGAGCAGCUGAAUCAGGGAUUUUGAUUUUGAAUCCUGAACAAACCUCUUGCACAAUGAUAGUUGCACCUUCUACUGUAAAGACCCAGACCGGACCCAAAAAUGAAAAUGACAAAUCAUAUACCAAUCGAAAGUUUAUAGACUACAAAAUACAGUAAUGUAAGCUUUUUUCACAGCUUAACAGCUAGGUAUUUUGCUUAAGAACAGCUCCAAUUAUCACUCUUAGAAAACAGGCUUUAUUGUGCUUUUCACCGGCCUCGAGACCGUGACGUCACGUUGUGUGAGAAGUGUCGUGAUUCCAUAGGUUUGUACACAGAAAAACUGGGUGAUUUUUUUUGCUUUCCGGAUUACGCAUUUCAUUUUCUUCACUUCUAUCACAGAGUGAUAUCACUUAUAUUUUUGUCACAUGCUAUGAAAUCUACAGUUCUGGACUAGUUUUUGCCAUAUUUUAUUUCCUGCUUAUAUGGCACAGAUUUCAAUUCUAUCUGCAUUCAGAUUAUGUGUAACAACUUUUCCUGACAGCAAUUUAGGCCCAAUAAGAGCCAAACAAAAAAUCACACAAAAAAAGUAGUGAAUAGUUGUAAGUUUCCCUCCAUUUGGACACUGAAUAAUUGUGACUGCCAUUUUCAUCUGAAAAUGAAAAAACAAAUGAAUUCAUAAUAUGGAAAUCAG